AUGUCAACCCCAAACAACCUUCUCCUGCUCUUCGAGCACCCCCAAGAGCCAGCCUACGUCCCCAAAGGCUCCAAAAAAACCGUCUUCAACGUCCCUUACAAUUACCUCCCGGACAAAUACAAACCCAUCGGCGUGGCCUUAACCGACCGCUUCGGCGCCCAAACCAACGAAAAAAUCCCUUUGAAAAAAAUCGCAAUCCCGGAAUUGGGCGAAAUCCUCGACUUGGCCCGAGACGAAAACUUCUCCCUGUUUUUGCCAAAACAUCGCGACAUCGCCGGCCAACUAAUCGAAAUUUUCAUGGGGAUGCGCACUUGGGAGGACCUCCUCUCCAUGGCGGUCUACGCCCGUGACCGUGUCAACCCCUACUUGUUCAACUAUGCCUUCUCCGUGGCUCUCCUCCACCGCGAGGACACCAAGAAGUUAGACUUGCCCUCGCUUGCCCGAUUUUUCCCGGAUAAAUUCUGCGAUUCUAAAAUUUUCGUCCGGGCUAGGGAGGAGGCAAAGCUUGUUCCCGAGGGUUUGAGGACGCCACUGGUCAUCCCGAAGGACUUCACCGCCUCCGAGUUGGAGGAGGAGCAGCGAUUGGCGUACUUCAGGGAGGAUAUUGGGGCGAAUUUGCACCACUGGCAUUGGCAUUUGGUGUAUCCCCUGAAUGGGAGUAAGGAAAUUGUUGCGAAAAAUCGCAGAGGGGAGUUGUUCUACUACAUGCACCAGCAGAUCAUCGCCAGGUACAAUUUUGAACGGUUUUGCAACAAGUUGAAACGAACUGAAAGAUUCAAUGAUUUUACUCAACCCAUCAAAGAGGGGUAUUUCCCAAAGUUGGAUAGCGCUGUUGCCAGUAGGGCGUAUCCUCCACGUGUUGCUAAUCAAAAAUUCCAGGAUUUGAGACGCACCGCCGAUCAAAUAAAUGUAGAUGUUGAGGAUUUGAAGAGGUGGAGUGAUCGGAUUUUUAAUGCGAUUCAUGAAGGAUUUGUCAAAAAUGAAAAAGGACAAAUAAUUUUCUUGACUGAAAAUGAAGGUAUCGACAUUUUGGGAAACAUAGUGGAGUCGAGUGUUUUAUCCCCCAAUAGAACCGUCUAUGGCGACUUGCACAACAUGGGGCAUGUCUUCAGUGCUUUUAUCCAUGACCCCGAUCACAGAUAUUUAGAAACUUUCGGUGUGAUGGGUGACGUUGCCACCGCCAUGCGAGACCCAUUUUUCUACCGUUGGCACUCCUACAUCGACGACAUCUUCCAACAACACAAAAACACCCUCCCUCGUUACUCGGAAGACACCCUCAAGUACCCCGGAAUCACCAUCACUGGAGUCGAAAUCGACACCUCCAACAUUCUUAACACUUUUUGGCAACAAUCCGACAUUGACUUAUCCCGCGGGAUGGAUUUCCAAGAGGAAGGUUCAGUUUUUGUCCGUUUCACCCAUUUGCAACACCAACCCUUCACUUACAACAUCAGUGUCAAGAAUGACAAUCCUGGUACCAAAAUGGGCACUUGUCGCAUUUUCCUUGCCCCGAAAUUCGACGAAAGAGGUAGAGCUUGGGUUUUGAGGGAACAAAGAGUGAUGUUUAUUGAACUUGACAAGUUUAUAGUCACAUUGAAACAAGGAGUCAACACGAUUCAACGCAAAUCGGACCAAUCCUCAGUCACAAUUCCCUUCGAGAGAAGUUUCCGGGAUUUGGACACAAAUCGACCAAGUGAUGGGACAGAUUUGAACCAAUUUAACUUCUGUGGGUGUGGUUGGCCCCAACAUUUGCUCAUUCCCAAGGGAACUCCUGAAGGGAUGCCCUGUGAGCUUUUCGUCAUGAUCUCAAACUAUGAUGAUGAUAAAGUUGAGCAAAACAUGGAUGGGGCUUGUAAUGAUGCUGGGAGUUACUGUGGGAUUAAGGAUAAGUUGUACCCAGAUCGUCGCUCCAUGGGUUACCCCUUUGAUCGAUUACCACGAGAAGGGGUAAAAACCCUUCGUGAGUUUUUGACCCCCAAUAUGCGAGUUGCUGAUGUUACUAUUCGUUUCAAGGACAGGACAAUUGCCCCAAAACAAGCUUUUUAAACGGUUUAUGAUUAAUAAAAUUUAAUGC
This is a messenger RNA of Tribolium madens (black flour beetle), 2071 nucleotides long. Its product is annotated as phenoloxidase 1-like. Gene Ontology annotation, molecular function: oxidoreductase activity. The record is from RefSeq and is a predicted model, not a curated record. The transcript is spliced from 4 exons. The coding region runs from base 1 to 2043 and encodes 680 amino acids. NCBI's taxonomy places the organism in Eukaryota, Metazoa, Arthropoda, Insecta, Coleoptera, Tenebrionidae.